GGGCCGUCCUCCUAAAGCCAAAACUCACGCCCAUGUAAAUGUUGCUUGUGUCAUGAUUUCCCUCCAAAAGCAGGCCAGGAUGCGGUGCCACUGGUCUGCUGGAUGCACUGAGGUGUGUCUAAGUGACACUGACCUGUACGCUGGUAUAAAACGACACCAGGCUUCUCUCCAGCACCGACACAUCUGACUUGACGUGACAACAGGAGCAAAGAUGGGGAGGAAAGGCUGCUCUGCGCUCGUGCUUCUCCUCCUCUUUAACGUUGUGGCCUGGAUGGAAGCUGAGGUUCAAAAAACAAUUUUCUUUCCGUCUCAGAAGCUGCCAUGGGAGAAAGCAAGACUGUACUGCCAGAAGUACUACAUAGACAUGGUCACCUGGGACACGGUGGACCCAAACGUGCUGACGACGCUGCUGCUGAAAGAGGGGUUCACUAAUGUCUGGAUUGGUUUACACCAGGAUCCUGAGGAGUUAUUGGUCUGGAGGUGGAUCAAUGUGAAAACUGGUGAAGGCUUGACUGGUGAUGAAGUCUCUGGCAGCAGGAACUGGGUCUUGGGACAGGCAUUCGGCGCCAGCUGUGGCUCCUACAACAGCCUCACCAAAAAGUGGGAAAGCUCCCUCUGCUCUUUAGAGCGGUCCUUCAUCUGCUACGCUGACAACCUGGUUGUAGUGACUGAGGACAAAACCUGGGAGGAGGCUCUGAAUCACUGCAGGGAAAUGACAAACGCGUCCUUCAAAUACGACCUCCUGAGCGUUACCAACUCGUCUGACUACGGCUACGUCAGCGAUCGGAUCUACAGAGCCACCACCGACGAGGUUUGGACAGGAUUGCGUUUCCUGGGAGGGGAGUGGUGGUGGUCCGACGGAGACACGUUGGACCACCGGGAGAUGCUGCCGGACUGUCCGAGCCAGUGGCAACACUGCGGGACCGUCUCCAAAUAUAACAUAACUAACUGGACCAGCAGGGACUGCUCAGAAAGAAGAAACUUCAUCUGCUCUUAUGAAGAAGUUGUAAAUGAGGAUGAUUUGCCCUCUAGAAAUGAAUAGGUCCAUGCUUGCUUUCUGCACACGCAGGCUUUUGUUCUGAUAGACGAAUCGUAUUUAUUAGAAAAGUUCAGGAAUGUCCAAAAUGCCAUUUUCUUCACUCGCACGGGGAGAUCAGAGAUGUUAUGUCACCUGCAUGUAUUACGGCUGAUUUCAGGGCUGAGAAGCAUGAUUUGGAUGAACAUUCAUUGGGAACAAGCUUGACGUAUGUCAUUAAAUUUGACCCGUUGGUUUCUUUCGUACGGCCGCACCGAGGCACAGUGGUUAAGACUUUAUGCAACAAUAACUUUUCAUGUUCUUCCAGCAUGCGUCCUCAAAGGACACUGAUAUGUACAUGUUUGGGUGACUUGGUCUCUCUCGAGUGAGCGUGGCUGUUUCUAUUGUGUGCAGAUUUCAGCUUCAUUACAUGCAACUCAGUUAAGUUUCAUUUAGUUUGACUACACUGAAUCAAAACCCGUUGAGUUCAUCUGAGCUGAACCGAAUCAGUCUGAUUUGAACUGAACUGAAUUAAUGAAAGCUAAUUUUUUUUGUUAUUAAUCUAAAGUAAAAUGACCUGAAGGGAAUUGAUUUCAAUAGAGCUGGACUGAAAUCAACAGAGUUUAUUUGAAUUCAACUAAACCGAAUUAAAAUUGUAUGAAUGAACGUUUAGCACUAAACCAAAGUUUGUAACUUGGUCUUGAAUCUUCAGUUUACCUAUUUUUUAUUUUAUUUUUUUGCAUGCACUGUUUUCUUAUAAUAUUAGUGUGAUAAUUAGAUAUACAAUAGCUGUAAUUUUGACUGAAUUAAAGAAGAAACCCAACAGUGUGUCCUAUGUUGCUUGUGUAUCUUGAGAUCAAU
Molecule: messenger RNA, 1876 nt
Organism: Xiphophorus couchianus (Monterrey platyfish)
Lineage: Eukaryota; Metazoa; Chordata; Actinopteri; Cyprinodontiformes; Poeciliidae
Exons: 3
Coding region: 212-1042 (276 amino acids)
Source: RefSeq, a predicted model, not a curated record